Messenger RNA from Owenia fusiformis, 2098 nucleotides. Lineage: Eukaryota; Metazoa; Annelida; Polychaeta; Sabellida; Oweniidae. The record is from the annotation of a GenBank genome assembly.
UAUAGUUAAUACAUGUGUAAAUAAAAUCAAUACGACUUAUAUUCUUUUCAAAGGGUUUAUAAAGCUCAAUAAAUGAAGCUCUUUCAGUCUCUUUACAUGACGUUUUACAGAGUAGACAUUUGUUUUUGAUUGGAUUUUGGAUAGCAUACUACCCUUGAUACAGGUGAAAUUCUAAUAUAAACAUACAUAUAUUCAAUUGCCGAACAAUUAAGAAACACUGAAGCUGUGUGACAAUUAUAUUGUUAACUGCAAGAGAGGCUGGGACGGUGGAGUGUCCCAUAGAAUAACUAGAAGCAAGUGAUUAUUUUAACAACGCAACCUUACACAGGUGAGACAGAGUCAAUAAGUCCUGCGACCCCAUAUCGCACCCUCAACGAAACAAGCGUUUGGUGAAUGCCGAAACACAUCAGUAAAGAUGAGGCGAAUGAGAAAAUUUUCCGAAGAUCUGCUUCGUGACCCUAACAAGUCUAUGUCUGAUGAGGAAAUGUGCGAUGACGUUGAAAGUUUAAACAGCAGCUUAAACAGUUCCUUCUCGGACAGUUUUUCUUAUUCAAAUGCAUCGAAAUUCAGAGAUGUAUACGAUGACAAAGAGAAACCUAAAAGAGCAAUGGGGGCGUACUCUUGCCGGAGGGUGCUGUUCCUCACGUUAGCCGUCAUAUUUAUCAUGUCGUGCUUGGUUACAUUAAUGGCUCCUAGGCCAAAGAACAAGACAAAUAUAGAUAUCGGGCACAGUAAAACACACAAAGAAAAAGAAAAGGUUAUCCUCGAAGAUGAACCAUUAGCUGCUGAUAAUUUUCCAAGAGAACAUGAAAACCAACAGAAUAUGCAUAUGGCUAACGAUCAUGGUGAAGCUAAGAAGGAACGGUUUGUUGUGUAUAAAUGUAAUUUUGGAUGUGGUGGCUGGGGGGAUCGAACUAAAGCUAUAGUCACUGGAUACCUCAUCGCUCUAGUCACUGAUCGAACAUUCCUCAUUGAGAUUACGCAUCCUUGCUCGCUCGAUGGCAUAUUGGAGCCCAACAAGGUGCAAUGGAACCGAGAGUUACCAAAGGGUUUGUCAACGAUUGAAGUAAAGUGGGACGUCGAAAGAUAUGGGAAAGAGUUCAUCGAACUUGUGCCCGAUAAGAGGCAUAUGAAUGAAUUGUUUCCCGAAGACGUAAUUGUCGUUAGAGGACAAAUUGCCGGGGUUGAUAGAUUCAAAGACAACCCUGUAUAUGCUGAGAAAAUAAAAUCUCUUGGAUACGACUUAUCAACCUUUACACAGAGCCAUAUAUAUGGUGUCUUCUAUGAUCUCAUUUUUAAGUUAUCACCAGUCAUGGAACGUCGUUUCCAAGAAUUUGCUCAAAUUAGUAAGAAACAUGAAGGGUACCACCUUUUCUGUGCCCAGAUGAGAAUGGGUGCGCCAUAUAUUAGAUAUGACCCUGUCAUUAAUAAGAGAGAAACAGCGAGCGCCGUUUGGGAUUUCAUGAAAGAAAAUGCUCAUGGGAAGUACAAAAUUUUCAUCUCAACUGAUGCUGAGGAUGUUAGGAAAGAAGCAAAGAGUAUAUUCCCUGAGAGCAUCAUUGAUAAUGAAGGGCAAAUCACUCAUUUGGAUGCAGACAACGCAGACGAUUCCUGUAAAGGUCUGCAAAAAACACUCCUUGACUUUCACGCGCUUGCAUAUUGUGAUACACUCGUUGUCAGUUCCAGUAGCUUUGGGUUUGGUGCGGCGUAUAGAAAGGACGAGUAUGCAAACAUUUACUUGUUUUAUAAUGGCACUGUUCUAAAGUUUGUUUGAAGUUUUUUUUGAACAUGCAUCUAGAAAUUAAUGUCACAAAGGAACGGAAUGUGCUAGUCCGAGGAGAUUUGGUCUCUCAAUUUACAACUUUUUAUUUUGUCUUUCAUCUGUCAUUAAUUGGUCAUCAUCAGCUUUUUAUUUUUAUGUCACCACCACAAGUAGUGACAUAUUGUUAUGGUCUCCAACUUUUUUGUGGGACGGUGUUCUGUGGUUGGUGUUCGACGGUCUGCGUCUGUAACAAAUGGCAGGUGGUGACAUUUUGCUUGUUAAAGCCUUGCACUGAGUUGACACAGGUUACUGUGAUAAUAUUUAUACGGAUCAGGG